Messenger RNA from Tripterygium wilfordii, 2213 nucleotides. RefSeq names its product IAA-alanine resistance protein 1-like. The record is from RefSeq and is a predicted model, not a curated record. Bases 332 to 1786 code for a protein of 484 amino acids. Gene Ontology annotation, biological process: intracellular zinc ion homeostasis; zinc ion transmembrane transport. Gene Ontology annotation, molecular function: zinc ion transmembrane transporter activity. Gene Ontology annotation, cellular component: membrane. Lineage: Eukaryota; Viridiplantae; Streptophyta; Magnoliopsida; Celastrales; Celastraceae. The transcript is spliced from 11 exons.
UAACCGCGGUUGCUACUAAAUGCAUCGGACGGUUGAAACAAGGGUGCAAGACAAAUGGAGUGAUGAUGGGGCCCAUGAAGCCCCAAGUUUUAAUGGGGGAGUUCUUUCAUGUUAGGAAACCGUUUUAAAGCACAGAAGGGUUUCCUCCAAGGAUAAAAGAAACAGAGGGAGGGGUACAAGUAGAACUGGUAUUGAAUGGAUGUGGUCACAUUUGGCAUCAUAAUCGGCAUAAUCGUACUCUUCUUGUGCGCUGUUUGCUAUAUCACAAUCGAAGGCACCUGCAAGGGCCGGCGUUCCUGAUUCCAUCCAAACACGCCCUUUUUUCGCGAGAAUGCGAAUGUCGUCUCGUCAUAAAUGGAGUUCCUUGCUAUUGCUAGCGGUGGUUCUCUGCCUUUGUUUCGAUCUGCGCUUGGGAAGUGGAUCCUGUUCUACGCCGCAACACGAGGACCUUCACGGACAUCACUACCAUCAGUGUGACCAUGGACACGGCGAUCAUCACCACCACAAUCACCAGCACCGCCAUGUUGAUAGUCAUGAACAGAAGAAGAGAAUGCUGCUCCCGGAAGAAUUGGCCGAAGAGGAGGAUAUGAUGCGGAAUGGUUUUGGAUCCUACCGUCAUGACGAUGAUCAUGAGUAUGAGCAUCAUGGAAGUUCGAAACUCUCCGGUUUAGGCCUUUGGUUUCGCGCAUUGGGCUGCUCACUCUUGGUGAGCUUAGCUUCCUUCAUUUGCUUGAUUAUCUUGCCGGUGAUAUUCAUACAAGGAAAACUGUCCAAGGCAGUUGUUGAUUCGUUGGCCUUGUUUGGGGCAGGAGCUAUGUUAGGCGAUGCUUUUCUUCACCAACUACCACAUGCUUUUGGUGGUGAACAAUCUCACUCGCAUGAUCAACAUGCAGACCUUCCACAUCAUUUUCAUGUUGGAAGUGGACAUUCACAUUCUCAUUCUCUGACAGACCUUUCUGUGGGAAUUUCUGUUUUGUCCGGAAUUCUACUCUUUCUUGUAGUGGAGAAGUUGGUGAGGUAUGUUGAAGAUAACUCAGGGGCAGCUAACACCUGGAGUCAUAGUCAUCAUAAUCAUCACCAUAAGAUGAAUAGAAACUUGAACAAUGAUAAUAAUGAUAAUGAAAAAACAUCAUCUCGAUCUUCACAGAGAAAAGAGUUGCAUGAAAGGACAGAUGACUCUUUGGAUGGAGAUAAUUUAAGUCAAAAUGAAUCUCUUUGGAAGAGAAAGAUGACCUCUGGUACCGGGGAUGUCAAACCAGAGGUAGAUGCUGAUAAUAGCUUCAGUGAUGGUAUUGCUUCCUUGACUAAGGAAAAGCCCGCAAAAUCACCAUCAAAUCUUGUGUUUGGAUACCUCAAUCUUUUCUCUGAUGGUGUUCACAAUUUUACGGAUGGAAUGGCUUUAGGAAGUGCUUUCCUUCUCUAUGGAUCAGUUGGUGGAUGGUCUAGAACUCUAUUUUUACUUGCACAUGAACUUCCCCAAGAGAUUGGUGAUUUUGGUAUUUUAGUGAGUUCAGGUUUUACCAUACCCAAAGCUCUUUUCUUCAAUUUCCUAUCGGCGCUGGUUGCACUAGCAGGAACUGCCUCGGCUUUGCUCUUAGGACAUGAUCCAGGACAGUCAUCUUUAAUAGAGGGAUUUACUGCUGGUGGAUUUAUAUACAUAGCUGUUGCUGGAGUGCUUGCAGAGAUGAAUAGUAGUGGUAAGACUACAUUCAGAAGUAUAGCCAUCCAGUUAACCUCUCUCAUAAUAGGGAUGGCUGUUGCCCUAUGUAUCUCGCUUGUAGAAUAAGAUUGCAUGCAUGUAGGUGUAGUUGUACUAUAAAUUAUUUGCACAGGAUCAAGGAUUUAUGUUCUCAUGCCCCACCUCUAUUGUGGUUAGUAUUUUCAUUUGGUUCAUCGAAGGCAUAAAGCAAGAAGGAGUUCGGAAGGCAUACCCACUUGUGAAUUCAUGCAAUGAUUAUUUUUUUUAUCCUAUGAGGUCAGGGAUCAGUUUCAUGUAGCUUUAAUUGUGUCUUUUUAUCCCUAAUCCUUCAUAGGAGGUUUAAGUUGUUAGAGCUUGGUGGGACUUGAGAGGUGUAACAUGAAAGAAGCCUAAAGCCUACUAUUUAUUCUAAAAACAACUUGGGAGCUGUGAACUAGAUUGCUUGUGUAAUUUGAUGUCAUUGUAAGGCUAGUGGUUAUCUUUCAAAUGAUAUUUGUUAUUAUGAUUGCCUACU